AUGGUCAGGAACUUUGAGACCAUCAUGCACAAGCGGGUGCAUGUCAUAGAAACUGUGACCAAGCAGGAGGAGAUUGGGACUUGGAAGAAUGAAUUGCAACUUCAACAACACUUUGGAGGUACUGACCAGCCGGAAGCCAUUCGACAAGCCAGCUGCUACAUUUCCAACUGCGAGCAGUUUAAGGAAGCCUUUGUGAAGUGGAACAAAUGGACCGAAGCUUGGAACUUCCUCCUAGUGGAGAAGUUGGUCAGCAAGUCUGAGAAGGAAGUUUGGAAAGAAAUGGCCAUCAGUGUUGACAGCUCCUCAACCUUUGAGACAGAGGCCUGCAAGUGCAAGGCCAUUCGCAAGUACGCAUGCUACUACCAGAUCCCUGUCGAAAGCGUCAAGAUAGAAGAUGUUACAAAGUCCCCCCAUGGAAUCCAAGGAUGGUGUGAGAUGAAUGUUACAGUUCCCGGAAUCAACGACAAGGUGGACAGUAGCCAGCCAGCAGCCAAAGUGAAAGCCAAAGCAAAAGCCAAAGGCAAAGCAGCGAAACCUGGAGCUGAUGAACCAGAUGCUCAUGGUGAUGGGGCGCAGGAUCAGGAGGAGGGCAAGACUGGUCAGCGUGGACAGAAGAAAGGCAACAAAGUUAAGAAGGAGAUUACACCUGUGAAAGCCGCAGAAGACCGGUCAAAAGACAUCAUGGCACAGCUUCAGAAGAGCCAGCAGAUCAUGGACAAGGUCUCUGGGUCUGGAGAUCAAUUACCUAGUGAGUGGAAGUGGGCAAAACCUUUCCUCACUGAAUGGAUCCAGCUUCUCAAAACCUUUCAAGAUGCCCUGUUUCCUUCCGAUGGGGAAGACUUGCGUGACUUUGCUGAUGAGCUCAAGAUCGCGCUGAUCGACAAGACCGGGAUGCGAAGCUUCAAGAAGAAAUACGGUGACCAGUACGGAAACAUGAUGAUUCUGUUCGCUGAUCGCUGUGGUUCCAUUGGAGCUCAGAAACUCUGA
Molecule: messenger RNA, 987 nt
Organism: Cladocopium goreaui
Lineage: Eukaryota; Dinophyceae; Suessiales; Symbiodiniaceae
Source: the annotation of a GenBank genome assembly